Astyanax mexicanus (Mexican tetra) is the source of this 5675-nucleotide messenger RNA. RefSeq lists its product as uncharacterized. Bases 190 to 4674 code for a protein of 1494 amino acids. The transcript is spliced from 4 exons. Lineage: Eukaryota; Metazoa; Chordata; Actinopteri; Characiformes; Acestrorhamphidae. The record is from RefSeq and is a predicted model, not a curated record.
GGUCUUUGUAUUUGUGUGUUCUAGGCUGGCAGUGAGGGUGAGCUGUGCCCACAGGUCGACAGCUUGGGCUCCUCUGGCAGUGCCAGUACACUCGCCUCAUCAGUCAUUGAAGUGGAAUCAGGCAGAGAAACCCUGAGUCUUGCUCAGGAUGAGUAUGAGGACAUUGUUCCUUUGCCUUCACCUCCAACGAUGUCUAUCACAGAGGAAAUAAUGCAGUUUAUCAACCAGAAUUGUGUACGAGAAGGCAUGGCAGAGCUGUCCUCUGAUAUGUAUCAGCCCAAGUCAGAGGUCCUGGACCAGUCUACUGAACCACAGGACCAAAUUGAACAUCAGCACCCAGAGAUGAUAGAAGAGAAAGAUGAUCAGCAAAAGAUCAUUCCUAACAGGCCAGAGGCUGAGCAGAGACACUUAGGUGUUAUAUUAGAUAACGAAGAUGACCAUGGACAUUCUCCUCUUAGUUCACCUGCAGAUUUGCUCCCUGAGUGUUCCUUAUGCUCACCUUCUCAAGAGUCCAAGUUUAAGUAUGAGAUGGAAGAGACAACACCCACAGAGUGCAACAGCAGUGCAUCUCCUGAACCAGCAGUAUUUGCAGAGAGAGACAUUCCUGAGGAGGUCGAUAGUCAAGUAUUUGAAGACAGUAUUACCAAAGAUGAAAUAUCUCCUUCAGGAAAUAACAAGGAACAAGCCAUCAUAGAAGCUUCAGCUGAGCCAGUGCCUUCCUUUGAUCAGCCUUCCACAUCCAGACCUGCAGAGAACCCGCAAGUGCCAGAGGCUGAACAAAAGCUGACCAAAAGUGACAGACAGAUCAUUGAAAAGAUUCGCAACUACUACGAGGCAGCAGAGUCAGAAGCAGUGUUGGAGGAUGGGCAGACAACACGGAGAAACAGCUUCUCUGAUAUCCCCACAGGAUUAGUAAAAGAUUCAGUGUCACGCUUCAACGUCUUUGUUCACCAGGUCAGUCUGUGUGAUUCUGAGAGUGGACGCUCUGAUUGCCAUGAGAGUGACGCCAUGUCCCCGUCCCCCAGCAUGCCUGACCUGAAUCAUAAAACCUUUGAUCAGCCUGACUCUACCAUUACCUCCUCUCCAGUUUCACAGAGCAACCAAGAGCAAAGUAAGAGUGAAAAUAUAAAAUAUGAUGAUGAUGAAGAUGAGGAACAAAUAUGUGACUUCAAACCCUGCAUGGAGCUCUGGAAGGAGAAGGAGAGAAAAGCUGAGAGUCUAAAAGUUUCUACUUGUAAGGAGGGCAGCUUUGGUAAGACCAAAGAUGCAUGCAGAAUAGACCAACCCUCCAUAAAUGAGCACUCAGGGACUCAUUGUGUGCUCCAACAAGACCAUGAAGACGACACAGAGCCAAAAAGUCCUAAAGAAACAAAGAAAACUGACAAAGUAGUACUUCACUCUCAAACUGGCACAAAGGAUAAGAGUUCUUCCAACGGGAAUCUGGAUGGCCUACCCAGUCAAAUUAAAGUGGGACGGUUCUCUCGCCAUGGCAAGGUGGUCACCUGCAGUAGGACACUUUACGAAGGGAUGACUGAUGUACCAGACCUUGGGUUCUUUGAAGGUGGGCCAGUAGAUCAGUGCUUAGUAGAGAACUCUGAAAAAAUCCUAAGCAAGGUACAGAUGCUAGCACGAAUGUAUACAGCCAAGGCAAGCAGCAUGAAGGUUCCGUUACACCAGAAAAGGACACGGGGAUCAUGGGCAGUGCCCAAUAAACUGAAUAAUCGUCCAAAGUCUCAGCUAGAGGUGCAUCAGGCUGAGGUGAAGACACAAAAAGAAAUUGCAGAAUCUGUUGUUCCCUCUCUACCUGAGCCGUUUGGACAUGUCAUUGUUAGAGAGCAGUUCUCCACAACCUAUCACCAAGAAAACUACUGCAAACUUAAUGGGCCAAAAGAGCAACAAGAAAAUCUGACCAUGGAUUUGGGAGCUGGUGUGAUGUCAAAGAGCGCAUUGGAAAGCUCUGUACAAACACAGGAAGACCAAGCAAUACUUGAGGAAGAUGAAGCCAUGUCACCUCCACCCUGCUCUGAAUCACAAGCGCAAGUUUCCCCCGAAUCAUCACUUGACCACUGUGAACCCUUCCCUGAACAGAAGACUAACCACACUUUGUAUUCAAUCACUGAGGACAAUUCAGUAGCCUUAGUAAAAACGAUGUGUGUGAAUGAAGACCAACCUCAAGCAGAGUUGCCACCUGGGGACCAGUGUUUUAUUGAUCCAGCAGCAGAACAGUGCCUCAAAGAAGAAACCAACAGUGCCAAAGAAAAAAAAUCAGGUUUAGAGCCAGAUGAAAGUAAACCACUCCCUGAAGAGAAAGUGAGUGAAAUGCAGCAGCAAUCACCAGAGAAUUACACAGAUUGUUCAGUUUCUGGCUCAGAGGAUUGCACACAAAGGGCACGUCUGUCCUCUGUUGAUCUUACUGAAGCGUCUCCUCCAGUAGCAUCAGAACUGAGCUUGAACAACAGUAUCUCAGAAACAACUAGCAAUAGUGAACCUCAAAUGCCCAUAGACAUGCCUUUCUCUGUGGGAUCAGACGAUUCAGUUUCUACACAACUCCAGUCUCAGCCCUUACCGACACCAGGCUGCUUCAAAACAGCACCUGCAUCUGCAUUUGGUCCAGGAGGCACGCAUAAUUCAGAGCCUUUAAAAAGCAAAGAGACAUUACACGAAAGCUUGUCUGUGUUAAGCCCUCUUUCAUCACCUCUGCCUUGUGAACCUACUCCAGACAAUCUUCCACAGUUCACCAGCCAAAGACCUGACAAUCUGCCAACUACCAUGGGAAGAAGAAGCCUGCCUGCUAAUUGGAACACACCAACUCUUCCAUCCUCCCAAAGACUACCACAGACCCGGCCUUGGUCCAGGGACCAAGAUCAGGACACCUCAUCAUCACCUUCUCUGGGUUCAUCCAGUAUCCCACCAUUAAGUAAUAAGUCUUCAGGCAUUACAUCAAGUACUGCAUGUUCUUCAGAAACAAAUCGGGCUUCUGCCUUUAGCUCCAAUCUUCGGAUGCGCUCACCCUCACCUGUUAGAGGCUCUCAGCAUCUCAGCUCUUCUGCUCUUGCAAAGUCACUUGCUGCCUCUUGUAUUAGUCAGACAAUCUCUCAAAGCAUGGCCAAAAGAAAUGCCCGCCUUCAGGCUACCUCCCCUACUUCCAGUUCCAUUCCUUCCCCAGCAUCUUCCAUGAGAUUGAGGUCACCCUCCCCUAAAGCUGUUCCAUUGGACUCAUUUGUACCAUUGGAUACUGGCAGCACAGCCCCUGCUGGCCAAAUUCCAAAAUGUCCCCCUUCCCCUUUUCGCUCUUACAGUCUGCGAUCCAGCCCAGCAACUGUACAGUCCCCUCCACCUUAUCGAAGCCAACGUUCAGUGUCCCCACCUGUAACCUUUAACCCAGCACCCUCUACUCGCACAAGGUCAGAUCAUUAUGAACAUUCUCCCCAUACUAGUUUGAAUGGGAAUAAUAAUAACAACAACAAUAACAGUCAAUACAGCAAUGGAUGGGCCAGUAACCACAAAAAGCCGUCAUCAAAUACAGGCGGAGCUAUGUAUGCUCAUGAUCCACAUCGAGGAGCCUCUCACAACAAAAUUGCUAGACCAUUCCUCUCCUCUGAGCCAAACUCGCGUGUACAGUCGCCCUCACCUUCUCCUACACCAUCACUUUUCACUCGAAUUUGUUCCCCACCACUUGUACAAAGCAAUUCUGGUCCAUUGAUAAGCAAGCCUCCAAAUCCACGAACCCCAAGACAAGGUGGGGCCAGCCCGUUUGCACCUCUGUGUUUAGAGUUUUCAAGAACAACAUCAGCUUGCUCUUUAUCCCCAAGUGCGAGUCCUAGGGUAACCUCUCCUCCUCCUAUAGGCAUCCCUACAAAUAUAUGGUGCAUUGCAAGCCCUCAGCCACGAAACCCAUCAGCAGCGACCCUUUCCUCCCCAACAAAAGCAGAAGCAAGCUCUGCUUCAAGAAGCUCCAGAAUCACAUCUCCACUGUCAGGGGUCUCUUCAUGUUCAUCAUCUAACACCUCCUCUUCCCAGAACCAGCGGAGACCAAAAGGGAGCAGUUUACCUUUUGUGAGUCUGGCAAGCAGACCACCGAGCCCUUCCAAAAACUGGGCUGAGAACGGACGAUGGUCAGUGGAUUUGGAGAUAGACACAACUAGCCCCCAUGGGCGGUCCUACAAUGGCACCCCUAUUUGUGUCAGCCCGGGCCCUAAGUCCCCUGUCAGGCUGAGUGUUGGAAAGACGAGCAUCACCUGGCCAGAUGUGCAUGAACUGCUGACAAAGUGUAAUACAGAGGACAGUUCUGCUGGUGACAUCCUGCCCUCUUUGUCUUGCCCUGAAACUGGACUGGAGGACUCUGAACUGGGACAAGCUACUUGCAGAAGUAGCCUUAUCUGUGCUUAUGUGGCCAGGACCACCCCCGUGCCUGAAAGAGACACUCCCAGUAGGUGCUCUGACGAAGGAAAAAGCGAGGACAAUGUGGGAAAACAGGGAGCCAACAAAAGUCUAAAAACCAGCUAUGCCACCACUGUCAACCUGCAGAUAGCUGGUAGUGGGAGAAUAACAUCCUUCAGUAAUGCACAGGUUAGCCUGACUCAGACCCUGGCACCUGUAACAGACACCCAGGGCAUGAGAAGGGUCAGCAUAAACGCCUGCAACCUCUCACUGCAGAACUGCAAGAGGGUCUAAGUGGAACUCCUCCUGAGGCCAUUUGCUUUAAAGACACUUUAACAGGCACUUUAGCAUAUAGCAAAGGGGUCAGUUAGAGAUCCAGGUUCAAUUCACUGAGCUGUAGUGCCAAUUUACGGGUUUCAAGAAACUUAUGCUAUGAUAAGUGAUCAUUCCUACUCAUUGAUUGCCAACGGUGCUUUAAAUACAAUGCAUGCAUGGAUUACUUCUUAACCAGGAUUUAAAAAAUACUCCAAGUAAAAGACUGUUUUUUUGCUUUUAGCAGUGUUAUUGUAUUGCUCCUUUUUAUAUGUGAAGCAUAUUCUUAUGCUAUAUGUGUAAUUUAACCAAAGCCUCUGUCACUAAUUGCUUUUCCGAUGUCUGUGAUAGACAGUACUCUUAUUUAUGAAGUUGUCUUUUUUAUGGCACUUAAAAUGUUUCUCUCUGUUUUGCACAUUUUCUCAUAUGUGGUCCAGACGUGUCUGUAAAAUUGUUGGAUUUCAGGCAAAAUACUCUCAUGUAUGUGGAAAAAAGGUUAAUUUACUUAAAGGUCUUUGGGGGGAAAAAGGGAAAAUUGAUGCUGCUUUUAUUAAAAUUGGUCAAAACAGUGCUUAAUCUGAAUGCACAUUUCAUUAUACUAAAUUUAUUUUGAUCAGUCAGUGUGUAUGUGUUUUUAUACAGGCCACACAAUGAGUUUGUACAGCAGGUACAGAAGUCAUUCCAUCAAACCAUAGUAGAGCACUUCAGUCGGCUUAUACAUGACGUGAUCAUGGUAAAGUGGACUUCACAUUACAAUUUCCAGCAUUUUAUUUAAAAUGAUCACUUGAUUGCUUGAUGAUCUAAAUAAUCCAUGUUGACUAUCUGCUAAAAAAAUAUAUAUAUAUAUCAGUUGUGAAUCACAAGAAACCACCACAACCCACCAUAGCUCUCAAUACAACAAACACAACCAGCUAACUUUACAGAGUUUUGUGUUCUACACUCUCUGGUCAUUUGUACUUGAAAUAAAUAUUUUUUUUAUCUGA